GGCGAGCCUUGAGAUGCAUUUCGGUAAUUGAACUUUAGUCACCCGUCUUCACCAACCGGGAACUGUUCAACCCGACCCGAAAUCAUUACAAAACGCAGAAACCAACCCCAACGCACAGUGGAAGAGAAGGAAGAAAAAACGUUCGUAGUAAGCUCGGAAGUUGUUUUCAGUCGAUUUGAUUCUCCAAAUUCUCCCGGCGGCGAAAGAAAUGCAGAAUCAGGAGGAUAUCCGGAAUCUCCCUAUCGACAUCACCUUCUCUCGUCUCGGAGAAUGGCUGGUUGAUCGGAAGAGGAUUCCGGCGGAUUGGAGGAAGAAAAUUGCGGCGAUCAGAGCUCGAAUUUCCAAGGAGUUCUCCUCCCUGCCGAAGGACUUGGAUCCUUAUUUCCAAACUCUGGACCCUGAAGAGAUUGGUUACUUGGAGGUGAAAAAGAUAUACGAAAUCCUCUCCAAGUCCACUCCAGAGAGCCGAAAUAUAUUUGGGCGGCUAUCAGGUCCUGCUGGUGCUUGGGAAGCAAUUGUGCAAUCUCUUGAAAAGGACCAUAUAUUCCUUGGCGAGGCUGCCCAAACAAUAAUACAAAAUGUGACUUACGAGAUCCCUUAUCAGAGAAAGCAGGUGCAGAAGAUUCAGCAACAGCUAGCAGAACUGGAGCGCAAAGAAACUGAUAUAAAAAGGAGUGCAGCUUUGUCAGCAGCUAAAUAUGUUGAGGCUUGUCAAGAGCUUGGAUUGCAGGGAAACAAUGUGAGGUUUGAACUUCUAGAGACUGCAAAAUCUCUCCCAAGCACAUUCAGCAAGGUUUUGGAAGUUAUAAAUGGUGAAAAUAUGUCAAGAGCAAUCGAUUAUUAUUCUGAUUUUGUCAGGGAUGUUCAUACUGAAAAGGAUAAAUCUUCAGCAGCAGUCUUGUCAAGCUUGAGGGAUAUCCGUGACAAUCCUCCCUCCCUGAAUGUCUCUGCUUCCCAUGAGACUUCGUUGUCUGGAAACCCUCAGUUGAAUGCUAAUAUACUGACAGAUGCAGGAGGAGAAAUUGAUGGUGGCGCGGCAGAUAACAUUAACUGGGAUAUUUCUGUUGAUAGUACUCAGAUUGACUGGGAUAUUGGCACUGUAGAAGAGACAUCAUAUGAUGGUGGAAACGGUUUGGGUCCUUAUGAAAUAGUAGAUGCCAGUGAAAUAUUGCAGGAUCCUUCAAGAAAUGAAGAUGCAGAAUCUGGUCAACAUCCGGAUAUGACUGUAUCAGAAAUCUCUUGGGAUGUUAGUGUGGAAACACCUGAGGUUGAUGUCAUAGACGAUGAUAAUCCUUCCAACUUGGGCACAGGCCAUCAGAUAUAUGCUGCAGAUGACUCUACUGACACUCUAACUCGAAAGGAAGACAGGAGUCUGCUCUUAGAGACUGAAUACAGAAAUAGAAUUCUUGAUGAUUUGAAUGAGGUGAAAGCAUUUUUGAGACAACGGGUGUCGGAGUUGAGGACUGGAGAGACUCAGUCACUGCAACACCAAGUCCAGUCAGUUUCCCCCUUGGUGCUGCAGCAGUAUACCCCUGAUGCCAUUGAGAUGAUGCUAUCUGACAUUUCUUCAACCAUUUCAUUGCUUACCAAUAGGAAAACAAGAGACUUGAUUAUGAUUCUCAACUCCAAAAGGUUUUUGGACAGACUGGUUACCAGUUUGGAAGAGAAGAAGCAUCACGAGUCCAAGCUAAAAGAAGGACUGAAAGACUUGGCUAUUAAACGCAUGGAGCUUCACAAUUCUUUGUCCUCUUCAUGGCCAAAGCAGGAAACGGCUCUUGCCAAAACAAAGGAGUUGAAGAAGCUCUGCGAAAGCACGCUGUCCUCCAUGUUUGAUGGGAGACCAGUUCAUAUAAUCGGAGAGAUCAACGCGUUAUUAUUGAGCAGCGGCGUUGGGGCAUAGUUGUAGCAAGGGAAUCAAUGGUUGGACUAAAUGUAGACGAACUUU
This is a messenger RNA of Linum trigynum, 1945 nucleotides long. NCBI's taxonomy places the organism in Eukaryota, Viridiplantae, Streptophyta, Magnoliopsida, Malpighiales, Linaceae. The record is from the annotation of a GenBank genome assembly.